Molecule: messenger RNA, 695 nt
Organism: Eruca vesicaria subsp. sativa (arugula)
Lineage: Eukaryota; Viridiplantae; Streptophyta; Magnoliopsida; Brassicales; Brassicaceae
Source: the annotation of a GenBank genome assembly
CACAGUUCUCAAUAAAUUUCACAUUUUGAGUUUCGAAAUUUUAUCCCCCAAAAUCUUGUGUAUAUAUAUUAUAUAUAUAGAGAGGAUGAGUAUGAGAGGAGAAGUUGCAGCUUGGUCGGAGAUGGAGGCGUUAGCAAGGAAGAAGAUGGUGGAGGAAGCUGAAACAGAGAGCAGUGGAUCAUCCGAAGCUGAGACUGAGUCUCCAAGAUCCGUGGGACGUUGGACGGCUAAAGAACGAGUACAUAGCCAGGUUUUGAAGAUCAGAGGGGAGGAUCUUUGCGUUCUCGAGAGUCGUCGAUAUCUUCAUGAUCAUCCACAUGGUCUCAGUUUGUUCUUGAUCUCGAGGCCGAACUUGCCAUGUUCGCCUCUCAGUGGCAAAGUGAGAUCCGUUAACGCUGUUCAGUGAAAUGACUCUUUUAAUCGAUUAAAGGUGUUCUGUCCUAUGCGUUUUCUUUUUAGUUUAUCUGUUUUUUUUUCUUAUUGUUUGUUUUGUUUAUGGAAGAACUCUUUAGAUAGAGCCUUUUCCUUUUCAUAAUGUCAUGUGUAUAUAAACCGUGAAUGUAUAUAUGAUGAGCUCGUGAAACUUUACGCUCUACUUUUGUUUACAGCUUUUUCUCUUUAAAUAUGCAUGUAACUAUCAUCCAUGUUCAUACAUAUCAUGUGUAUAUAGCAGAAAAAGAAAUGAUUAAGCCCUC